This is a messenger RNA of Austrofundulus limnaeus, 4287 nucleotides long. It is a transcript of the gene zmynd8, whose product is annotated as zinc finger, MYND-type containing 8. The transcript is spliced from 21 exons. Lineage: Eukaryota; Metazoa; Chordata; Actinopteri; Cyprinodontiformes; Rivulidae. Gene Ontology annotation, molecular function: protein binding; transcription corepressor activity. Gene Ontology annotation, biological process: regulation of DNA-templated transcription. The coding region runs from base 297 to 3812 and encodes 1171 amino acids. Gene Ontology annotation, cellular component: nucleus; cytoplasm. The record is from RefSeq and is a predicted model, not a curated record.
GAGGGAAGCGGGGAGAUGAGAGCCUGUGCUGCACACCGAGCUGAGCACCCAAUCACGUACCUCCAUGUGGUACCCRAGCCAAUCGGCAGCUCGCAGCCGAGGUUAAAGAUUGACAAUUGCAGGGGAGAACAGCAGGGAGAGAAGGCCUUCUGGGAAACCUGGACCCAUCGUUUCCCUCAUCCCUCAACGUCCUCAAAAAUGGAUAGAGAUGAAAGACUAGUCUGAAGACUCUAUGUCAGAYGAGACAAAGUGUGCCAGAGGAGGGAAAAACAGUAAAAGAGGCUGCGACAGAAGGGAUGGAGAUCUCCACAAGAUCUAAAGAUGCUGGGACAACAGAAAGGACGGCCCAAAAGCGAAAGAUUUCCAGUCCAUCCCACUCGUCUAAUGAUCACUCCUCUGCUGAAACCUCGCCUUGCUCAGUGAAAAAGAAGAAAAAGCCAGGUGCCGUCAGCAGCAAGGACCAGUCUGAGCUCAGACAUGGUCCCUUUUACUAUGCGAAGCAGCCAGCACUCACCACAGACCCUGUUGAUGUUGUACCGCAGGACGGCAGGAAUGAUUUUUACUGCUGGCUGUGCCACCGCGAGGGCCAGGUGCUCUGCUGUGAGCUCUGCCCCAGGGUGUACCACGCCAAGUGUCUCAARCUACCAGCCGAGCCCGAGGGCGACUGGUUCUGCCCCGAAUGUGAGAAGAUAACAGUUGCUGAGUGUAUAGAGACUCAGAGCAAGGCCAUGAUGAUGCUAACGAUAGAGCAGCUCUCUUACCUCCUAAAGUUUGCCCUUCAAAAAAUGAAACAACCAGGUGAUCAUCCGCGCUUGUCAUCUCGCUCCCCACAUGCAGCUUCCUCGCAGAGAAAGACUUUUAAUUGGACUGAACCCUUCCAGAAACCUGUGUCUCUUGAACAGCAUCCGGAUUAUGCAGAGUACAUUUUCCAUCCUAUGGAUCUUUGCACACUUGAAAAGAAUAUCAAAAAGAAGAUGUAUGGAUGCACAGAGGCUUUUUUGGCCGACACUAAAUGGAUUUUACACAACUGUAUUAUAUACAAUGGAGCCAAUCACAAACUCACAGCAACAGCUAAAGUGAUCGUAAAAAUCUGUGAACAUGAAAUGAAUGAAAUUGAGGUUUGUCCUGAAUGUUAUCUGUCUGCCUGCCAAAAGAGAGACAACUGGUUCUGUGAGCCUUGUAGUAACCCACAUCCUCUUGUGUGGGCCAAAUUAAAAGGAUUUCCUUUCUGGCCUGCCAAAGCGCUGCGGGACAAGGAUGGACAAGUGGACGCUCGCUUCUUCGGCCAGCAUGACAGGGCGUGGGUUCCUUUAAACAACUGCUACCUCAUGUCUAAAGAGAUUGCCUUCUCCGUGAAGAAGACCAAAAGCAUCUUCAACAGUGCCAUGCAAGAAAUGGAGGUCUACGUGGAGAACAUGAGAAAGAAGUUUGGAGUGUUUAAUUAUGCUCCCUUCAGGACACCCUACACUCCUGACAAUAACUUCCAGCUGCUUCUGGACACUUCCAACCCUUCUUCCACUGCCAUUAAACCUGARAAACAGGAGAAGAUCAAGUUGUCAUUUGACAUGACCGCAUCCCCCAAAAUCGCUCUGACCAGAACCGUGCUGCCUGGCUCAGAGGUAAGAGGGGGCACAACAGGACGGCAGCCCCCUCAAGGUGAUGUGCCUCGCUCCCCCAUGAGCACCAACUCAUCUGUUCACACAGGUUCYGAUGGGGAACAGGAAAAAACAGAAGACAAGUCCCAGGCAAAAAGUGCUAACAGUCAGUACAGCACAGGAGAAGAGUCUACUGACUGUACAGGCAAUUCCCUGGACAUCCCCAAAUCUUUCCAGUCCCAGUCUCCUGGUGUCUCCAAGCAGGAGAAGACACCACAGACAGGAAGCAUUCUAAACCUGAAUCUGGAUCGAAGUAAAGCUGAAAUGGACCUGAAGGAGCUGAGUGAAACAGUCCAGCAGAAACAAGGAGCCACACCAAGCCUCACCUCCCCAAAAAGGCGGAUCAAGAGUCGUUUCCAGCUAAACUUAGACAAGACAAUUGAAAGUUGCAAAGCGCAGCUUGGUAUUGAUGAGAUUUCUGUGGAUGAGUACAAAGGUGUGGACCACAGUGACUCUGAGGACUCUGAUAAAUCGGACUCCAGUGAGAGUGAGUCUGCCAGCGAUGAGGAGACAAAAACCAAGGGAGACCAAGAUACUUCACCCACUAAGGAACCUCAGAAGGAGCCUACCAAAACGAAAGCAAAAGACCAGCCUCUCCCAAGCCAAGCAGAGGAUCAUAAAACUGAUUUACUUGAAUCCAAGGAACCUGCAGCAGAUGAUUCCAGUGCAACACUUCCUGAUGGCCAAGCUGAAGAGAACUCAAACACAGAUUUGGAAAAGGAUAACCCAGAUAUGACCAAAGCWGCUCCGGGAUCACCUGCUGCCAGAGAAAAGACUCAGGUGAAAGAAGAGACGAGGCAGAGCGUGGCGCUUGAGGACUCUGACUCAGAAAGAGAGCUAGUUAUUGAUCUCGGAGAAGAACAGGGUGGAAAAGAAAGGAGGAAGAGCAGAAAAGACAGUAACGAUUCAGCAGCUGGAAAAUCCGAAGGUAAAGCUCCGUCAGUUCUUCCAAACAGCACAGCCACUUCCACACCCUCCACUGUAACACAGCCUAUCGUGGCCAUUCCUGUUACUAUGGUCACCCUUACCGCUUCCUCCCCAGCGACAAUAAGCCACGUGUCCCUCUCCAGCAACACCACGACACCGUCGUCUUCCUCCUCAGCCUCCACCACACCYACGUUGAAGAAGCAACGUCCUCUGCUGCCCAGAGAGACGGUGCCCGUGGUUCAGAGAGCCGUGGUGUGGAAUCCCACCGCCAAGUUUGAGACCUCGUCUCAGAAGUGGCACAUGCAGAAGGUGCAGCGCCAGCAGCAAACCCAACAGCUUGUGGUGGCCCCCCACACACAGGAGUCAUCUCCCAGGCAGGGCCAGGCUCAGGCAGCCGGAAAYGGCUCCACGGCAGCCUCAUCGUCCUCGUCACAGCCGUCUUCCCAAAGCACACGCUACCAGACCAGACAAGCUGUUAAGGCUGUACAGCAAAAAGACCCUCCAUUCAGCACGUCUGCAGCUGUCACCGUGGUGUCCAGCAGUCCAGGUUCGAGUUUAGGCGCAGCUGCUACAUCGUCACCGGGGUCAACAGAUCCAUAYAUCCCCACUGCCUCAGCAGAUGUGGCUGCAGACAUCGCCAAGUACACAAAUAAAAUAGUGGAUGCAAUCAAAGGGACAAUGACUGAAAUCUACAAUGACCUCUCUCAGAAUACUUCAGGGAACACAAUUGCAGAAAUAAAACGACUGAGAAUUGAAAUAGAAAAAUUGCAGUGGUUGCACCAACAAGAGUUGUCAGAAAUGAAGCACAACCUUGAGCUGACGAUGGCGGAGAUGAGGCAGAGUCUGGAGCAGGAGAGGGAGAGGUUGUUGUCGGAGGUGAAGAAGCAGAUGGAGCUGGAGAAGCAGCAGGCUGUGGAUGAGACAAAGAAGAAGCAGUGGUGUGCAAACUGCAGGAAAGAGGCCAUCUUCUACUGCUGCUGGAACACCAGCUACUGUGAUUACCCCUGUCAGCAAGCCCACUGGCCGGAGCACAUGAAGUCCUGCACUCAGUCAGCCACAGCUGCACAGCAAGAACCUGAGGCUGAGCCAACAGCUGACCUCCCAAACAAAGGUCAAGGGCAGAAUAGCAGUGUCCCAAAUUCUUUCAGAGACACACCAAUUUCUGCAUCUUCAGACAAGGAUUGUGAUACGGAGAAGACCGCUGACAGUGUUGCUGUAACUUUGUCGUAACAUGAAUCUAAGAAGUAAAUUAACUUUGUUUUUUUUAAAUAUAUAGUUGCAAGUAUAUGUCCGAGUUAUUCUGUUCAAGAGCCUGUUUUAAACAAACAACUCAGAUGUUUUUUACAGUUCUCUUUUGGCCUUUACAGGCUCUCAUACUGCCUCUAUGUAAAAAGGUAAUGGUACAAGACAAACAGCAUCUCCAGAGAGGGGAAAUUAAAAAAAAAAGAUGCUAUAUGCACAACUAAAGCUGUUUGAUUUAAAAACCUAAGAGCAUGCACUGGCGUUGUAAAACAUACACAAUUAUAAAACAGUUAAAAAUUAGAAAAAUGUAAUCAAUGUUACUGAACCAUCUUAAAUGUAAAAUAGAUAUUGGACUGCUGGCAGCAAUGUCUGUGAACUACCUGUUUUGUAUUCCUUGUUUUUGUUUUUCCAAAUCUUGUCUGUUGUACACUUUAAAGGAAGCUAUAAAUGCAUUUUAAAACCA